This is a messenger RNA of Pisolithus orientalis, 2006 nucleotides long. RefSeq lists its product as uncharacterized. The record is from RefSeq and is a predicted model, not a curated record. NCBI's taxonomy places the organism in Eukaryota, Fungi, Basidiomycota, Agaricomycetes, Boletales, Pisolithaceae. The transcript has 3 exons. The coding region runs from base 482 to 1675 and encodes 397 amino acids. Gene Ontology annotation, molecular function: FAD binding.
GACAAGAUAGCUAGACUUCUUGGUCUUCGGAGUUCCGCAAUCAAGCUCCGCGGCGAUUGUAAUAUUUCGCUAACCAUUUACCCAGUCCUAAUGUGUAGCAGACUCGGUCUUCCCUGGGCGUUCCAAGAAAAUCUAAGGAAGACAGUAUGAUGUGGAGCAGACUCACAAACUUCGGAGGUACUGUACCCAAAUUCUGCGCAGAACAUAAGAUCAGAAUGUUCUUGGAUUAAUCGAUUAAAGGGUAUUCGGAAUGAGUCACUUCGCAUGACAAGGCACAUACAAGCUUUUACGGUCUACCACUCCUUCGGCGUGUUUAUCACGGGCCUAAUAGUCAAUUGGGUAGCGGCGGUAUGUCAUCGAUUCAGACAAUGACCACAUCAUGAUGUCAUGGCGCACAAAAAUGUAGGAACGGAAGGCUUCGAUAGCCAACACAACAGCCAGCAUCUCUUCUUGCUAGUUUCUUCAGACUCGCAGUUGAAGCAUGGCGCUCCCUCGAAGUACCACUGUGCUAAUCGUUGGGGCAGGCCCAACUGGUCUAGCGAGCACCUUGUCUCUUGUUCACCACGGGUUCAAGGAUUUCGUCAUUGUGGAUGCUGUCGUCAAGGGGGACAACAGUUCCCGUGCCAUUGUUGUCCAUUCCGCCACCUUGGAAACUCUAGACGUGAUAGGCUGCGGAGACGAACUGGUGUCCAAAGGCACAAAGGCAACCAAGAUGAAAUUUGGCACCAGAACAGUGGAGCUGGCCCACAUUCAGUUUGAUGCACUGGAACCAUACACCCGUCAUCCCUACGCACUCAUCAUACCUCAGACAUUUACGGAGCACGUCUUGGGUGAAAAGCUCGCCAGUUUGGGUGUUACUGUACAUCGUCCCCACAAAGCCAUGGGUGUCAAGGUCAACGCAGACGAUGCCAAUCUCGCGGACGUCGUGUUCGAGGACGGACAGACUAUUACGACGAGAUAUAUCAUUGCUGCGGAUGGCGCACGUUCUACGAUUCGUACUGUUGCUGGUAUCGCAUUCGUAGACCCGAAGAGCGAUCAUGGAGACGACCCCACUACCCUUGAGCAGGCUGCUCUAGCGGAUGUCACCUUUGAUCGCCCAGACUUGGAUGAGUCCGACUUCAGAGGUAUAAUGUGCCCGAAUAAUUUCUCCCUCUGUGCCCCUCUUCCUUUCACCUUCAACGAAUAUCUCGCAAAAGAAACCCAUGAGCAUAUUGAAGGGAGAAUAUACAGGAUGGUGUGGGGGAUACCACUGGAAGAAGGGGCUGUCCCACACUCACCAUCGAAGGAGUACAUGCAGACUCUCAUUGAAAAAUUCGGACCACGUGACCUCUCGGCUGAUCCUAAAGUCAACCCCACUGGGAAAGCCGUUUGCUUGAAAGAUAUCGUCUGGUAUUCGCGCUUUCGCACCCACAGUGCCAUCGCGGACACUUUCUUCACUCGGCUUUCUUCAGGCGACUCAUCAGACGUUCGAGGGCCUGCCAUCCUACUUGUUGGUGACGCUGCCCAUAUCCAUUCUCCAGCUGGCGGGCAGGGCAUGAACCUCGGCAUUCGGGACGCGGUCUUCCUCGGAGAGGUGCUCGUGAAGCACAUUAAAGCGACGGAAUCUAUGCCUCUGUCGGAGGCCGAUUACAUUCUUGCCAAGUUCGCCGCAGAGCGGACGUGCCCGUGCGCUUGAGGUCAUCGCCUUCACAAAGACCUUGCUCUCGAUCGCCGGAGUGAAGGACGAGGUUGUCGCAUGGUGGUUCCCUGUUAAUAAGGUGACUUUGCGUGACUGGAUGUUGUGGAUGUUGGGGAAAGUGUAUUAUCUGCGAAGGGAAGCUGCGUGGAGCGUUAGUGGGCUGGGUCGUAGAUAAGGAGAGUCACGAAGUUGUGCGACUGUGGUCAUCGUGCGAAGUCGAGAUGCCUGGAACACAGAUAUCACUGUAUUAUAGGGAGUCGGAUCUGAUGCACGUGCUGUGGUUUCUUAGGAAUGUGCUGUAAAGUGCGUCGGAGGUACGAUGUGAGGG